AUGCUUUUAUUGUGUAAAACCAACACCGGAAGUUUUGAUCUGAGCUGACCUACUUCUGCACAGAAUGGACGAAGGCGGAGAAGAAGAAACUACUUUUGUCGUUGAAGACGUGACCAAGCUAAUAAAAGACUCCAUAGAAACAGUCAUUGGAGGAAAUGCGUAUCAACACGUCAGAGUAAACCAGUGGAGCACAAGCGUUGUGGAGCAGUGCCUAAGUCAACUCUGCAAGCUUGGAAAGCCCUUCAAAUAUAUCGUCACCUGUGUCAUCAUGCAGAACAACGGAGCUGGUCUCCAAACAGCCAGCUCGUGCUUUUGGGACAACUCAACUGAUGGAAGCUGUGCGGUAAAAUGGGAGAACAAAUCCAUGUGCUGCAUCGUUAGUGUUUUUGGCUUGGCCAUUUAAAAAUUAAGAAUGUUUGGCCAUGUUGGCUUUUUUAUGUCAUGCAUAAACAAAUACAAUUAUUUGAAGAAAAAAAAAAAGCUUCAUGUCCAGCUUUUAUCGAAUUUAUUUGAAUGACACCAGGACCCACAAUCUCAUAAACCUUUGAAGGCAAAAUUCACUUGAAACACCUGUUCAUUGUCAAUAAGUUGACUCUGAAAAAGGAAGUGUUAUGAAUGUCAAGAAAAGGCACCACGUUGAUGUACAAUACACGUUUGUUUUGGCUCCUUGUAAACUUUAUACAAAACAAAUGCACAUGUUAAUAUGAGAAUAUAUUAUUACAUUAAAUAUAAAGGCAAAGAUAUUUGGCCAGUGGUUUCACCAUAAUUAUGUAAGAAAUUGUUAAUAUACUUCAGUAGUGGAUAAACAAUACAGUAUAAACAUUUUCUAACUAAAUAAAACCUACACAAGUGCAAUUAUAAAAAUGUCCUCACGGAAAGAUACUGCCUUCAAAUAAUUUUUUUAACAGCCUUCAUAAAUUUUUACAUAUCAAGCACAAAUUUGGCUUAUAAACAAAGCUUUGGCACUUCACAUGAUUUUAAAGUUCAGAUAACGGGCCGCUGCUUUUUAAUUCCAUCAAUCAGGUAUUCUCUUUCGCUUACACAGCAGCUUGGAAUGACCAACAGUACGGAGAUAUCAGUAGUUUAACUCAAAGCAUAACAACUAGAGAUUGUCUCUACAAAGGGCAAACAAUAGCCUGGUUAAACAUAAGCAUUUAUCAUUUUUAACUCGAUUUUUAAGUGUUUCAGAGGAUAAUUAGGGCCACUUUAGAGAGACAGUAAUAACAAAAUAAAGUUAAAAAUAUGAAGAGAAAUAUUAGAAGAAAAAAGGUAAUUACUAAAAAGUGAUACUUAUAUCAGAAAAAAAAAGAUCAAAUAAUAAAGUCCAAACUAAUAUUACCAGAAAAGGUAUGAGAAACAAUUUUACAACAAUAAAAACUUAUUGUUGUAGUUUGUCAUUUUAUGACAAAAAAAUUACAUAAUUUAUGAAACUUUUAUUUACAUUUUAAAUUAUUUAUGAGAAGUAAAAAAAAUAUAUAUAUAGAAAGAAAUCCGUUUUGCUCCUUAUUUAAAAAAAGUUAUUUAAAAAUUUUUUUAAUGAUAAAUCUAACAAAGAAUUCAACCAAAAAACUAAAUGAAACAGUAAAAUAUUACAAGAAAGUGUUUCCUGUUAAGGAAAUACAUCUGUUUUUCCAUUAAAAAUGUUAAGUAUAUAUUUUAAUGAUAAUGCUGUAACAAAGAAUUACACAACUAAAGAACAAAAUUUAACAAGUGUUUCCUCUUGAGGAAAUAUAAGUUUGAUUUUUCCAUUUAAAAUGUAAAAAAAAAGAAAAAUAAUGAUUUGAUAGAGUGGCCUUAUUACUCCCAAGUAAUGACGAAAUGCUGGUGGUGUAUCAAAAAGAAAGUUUUAAGUGGUGACAAGCCACUAUAUCCAGUGAAAUUACAGUACAUUCUGGAAAAGUGGUCCUUUUAAAAAAAAAUAUGUUUAUGUACACUUCCAGCGUGGAAAAUACUUCUUAUUUACACUUGAUAUAUUUUUCUGUGCAUUUCCCACCCAAGCCCAAUCAGUCGCUGUCGCUCUCGUCCUGGAAGUUGGCGGCUGCUUUAAUUGCACGUCCGUUUUGUAAAGGCA
Messenger RNA from Nerophis ophidion (straightnose pipefish), 2071 nucleotides. RefSeq names its product dynein light chain Tctex-type 1b (gene dynlt1b). The record is from RefSeq and is a predicted model, not a curated record. NCBI's taxonomy places the organism in Eukaryota, Metazoa, Chordata, Actinopteri, Syngnathiformes, Syngnathidae. Gene Ontology annotation, molecular function: dynein intermediate chain binding. The transcript has 5 exons. Gene Ontology annotation, cellular component: cytoplasm; cytoplasmic dynein complex. Gene Ontology annotation, biological process: microtubule-based movement. The coding region runs from base 65 to 403 and encodes 112 amino acids.